AUGAAGGCCGGGCAUUUACGGCAUAUGUCACGAAAUGUCAUCGAUUACCGCAUCCUGCUUUGGCGCCCACCUCCUUCCUCGAACCCGUGGGCGGCGUGUAAGGUUUCGAUCCUAAGGAAAGAGUGCGGCGCAGACCUGGACUUCGUCGUUUCCGAGUUGGCCAAGAGGCGUGAUGAUGCAAUACGUGCUGUCAAGAAACUCCGUGUCUUGGGCUCUGGAAUGGAGGUGGUUGCAUCAGGAUCAUCCCAGUUCAUAUACUCUAUUCCCGGCGAACUUUCUAUGGAUCAUACAACUCUUUUGCAGCAGGCUGAGAAGGCUGGCCAUCUGACAGUGGCCUCCACAGCCUCAAGCUUAGGGUGGACUAACGAGAGGGCAGGUCGCACUCUGGACCAUCUGCUUCGUGUGGGUGUUGCUUGGAGAGAUGAUCAGGACCGCCCAGCCUCCUAUUGGUUCCCGGCCUUCUUCCAGCAGUGUGCAGUGGCAGAGUAAUAAUAACUUCUUUCGGUUUUUAGAUUUCUUUUAGUCACUCUCAAAGAGGUUUUGACAUUUUCCCAACUGAUUUUUUUUUUUUUUUUUUUUUUUUUUUUUUUUUUUUUUUCAUUGCUCCGAUAUUAUAUCCAGGUGAUUAUGAUAAUUUUUCCUUUUGAAUACUCUUUUUUUUAAUGUGAUUUAGCAGUUUUGUGUCAGAUUUUUCCAACGUUGCCUUAAAACUAGUUCCUAUGGUAGAGGCUUUAUGUUCCCAGUGUGUCAUACCUGUAUGAAGAAUGCCACUUGUUUCACCUCUGUUUAUCCUUGCCUUGUAACAAAUUUACAUUCUGCAUAGGAAAUCACUACCAAUAAAACACGAAAGAGAUUAGAGAUAAUGCAAAAUAUUUUAUUUAACUAACAUUGUGCAUUUAUUUUUUCAUUCAGUGCUCAGGUAUUUUCCUACACCUCAUGGAAUUUAAAGAUUUCUAUUAUGGAUACUCAAAAAAUUAGAAAACAUUAAGAAGCAAGAGUCCUAGCAAUGUCUUAUGACAGUUCAGUCCACUGUUAGGUUAAUCACAGUUAGGAUACAAUAUCCACGCUGUAAUUCUUCAUUGAAAAUAAAAUUUUAUUUGUUAUCUCAAAAGAAAA
Messenger RNA from Penaeus indicus, 1116 nucleotides. It is a transcript of the gene lsn, whose product is annotated as vacuolar-sorting protein SNF8-like. The transcript is spliced from 4 exons. Gene Ontology annotation, cellular component: ESCRT II complex. Bases 1 to 489 code for a protein of 162 amino acids. Gene Ontology annotation, biological process: protein transport to vacuole involved in ubiquitin-dependent protein catabolic process via the multivesicular body sorting pathway. NCBI's taxonomy places the organism in Eukaryota, Metazoa, Arthropoda, Malacostraca, Decapoda, Penaeidae. The record is from RefSeq and is a predicted model, not a curated record.